Molecule: messenger RNA, 903 nt
Organism: Sorex fumeus (smoky shrew)
Lineage: Eukaryota; Metazoa; Chordata; Mammalia; Eulipotyphla; Soricidae
Gene: PSMB11
Product: proteasome subunit beta 11
Exons: 1
Coding region: 1-903 (300 amino acids)
Cellular component (GO): proteasome core complex
Molecular function (GO): threonine-type endopeptidase activity
Source: RefSeq, a predicted model, not a curated record
AUGGCUCUGCAGGAUGUGUGCAAGUGGCAGUGCCCGGAUGCCCAGGAGCCAUCACCUCACCUGCCCCCGACUGGAGGCUGGGCCAUGCCCCGAGGCUGGGACCCGAAGACCUUCCUGCAGGUCCAUGGCCCCAGGCUGGCCCACGGCACCACCACCCUGGCCUUCCGCUUCCAGCACGGAGUCAUCGCCGCCGCGGACACACGAUCCUCCUGCGGCAGCUACGUGGCAUGUCCGGCCUCGCUGAAGGUGAUCCCCGUGCACCGGCACCUCCUGGGCACCACGUCGGGCACCUCGGCCGACUGUGCUACGUGGUACCGGGUGCUGCAGCGGGAACUGCGGCUGUAUGCGCUGCGCGAGGGGCAGCUGCCCAGCGUGGCGGGCGCCGCCAAGCUGCUGUCGUCUCUCAUGGCUCCUUACCGGGGGCUGGACCUGUGUGUGGCCACCGCCCUGUGCGGCUGGGACCGCUCGGGCCCCGCGCUCUUCUAUGUCUACAGCGACGGCACCCGCCUGCAGGGGAACAUCUUCUCGGUGGGCUCCGGCUCCCCCUACGCCUACGGCGUGCUCGACCGGGGCUACCGCUACGACAUGAGCACCCAGGAAGCCUACGCCCUGGCCCGCUGCGCCGUGGCCCACGCCACCCACCGCGAUGCCUACUCGGGGGGCUCCGUGGACCUCUUCCACGUGCGGGAGAGCGGGUGGGAGUACGUGUCCCGCUGCGACGCCUGGGGGCUGUACUCAGAGCUGCAGAAGCUCCGGGAACCCCACGAAGAGGAGGAAGAAGAGGAGGAGGCAGGCCAGGCCGGCUGGGGGCCCGCCACCCCCCUCGGAGCCGGGGACAGUGGGGACAUCUCCGGGGGCCCAGCACCUGCAGAGGUGCCCACAGAGGCGGAGGAAGCACAGUGA